Messenger RNA from Grammomys surdaster, 3205 nucleotides. It is a transcript of the gene Zmym5, whose product is annotated as zinc finger MYM-type containing 5. Gene Ontology annotation, molecular function: zinc ion binding. The transcript has 7 exons. Bases 724 to 2595 code for a protein of 623 amino acids. Lineage: Eukaryota; Metazoa; Chordata; Mammalia; Rodentia; Muridae. The record is from RefSeq and is a predicted model, not a curated record.
CCGCCCGGCGAGAUGCAAUUUUUUAAUGUUUACGAAUGCUGUGAGUUUUAUUAUUUGAAAAAAAAUCUGCAAAUAAAAACAACAUAUAGCAAACAUCGAAAUUCUAAACAACUCAUUGAAAACAUGCAAUUGAAUGAAACGAGGACAUGAUUGCACAGUUGAGGAGAAGGUUUUUAUUGUAGGUAUGAGAGAGAGUACAGCCAGAGUGUCUGGAAGAGUCUACAGCAGGGAGAGAAAGUAGACUGAACAUGGCCAGCAGAAUAGAGUGGGCCAUGGGGCUGAAAGGAGGGUGCAGAAGAGACGGGACCAAGAGAGCACAUGGCCAACAUGGCAGGCCUAUCUAGGAAUGAGAAGCUGGGAGAAUGGAGAAGUUUGGGGUAAGGAGCAGAGUGAGAGGAGCUACAGGUACUGAGCGAACCUGGAGGUCAGCAGACAUUUCUGUAUGCUAAUAGGUACCACAGUGAGCCGUUUGUCCAGAGUUUCAUUUUAUACCUGACAGUAAUUGAGAUGUAAUUUAAAUUUUUUUGUUUUUUGUUUGGUUGGUUUGGUUUUGACUUUUUGAGACAAGGUUUUUCUGUGUAGCCUUGGCUGUGCUGGGAUUUGUUUUAUAGACCAGACUAGUCUUGAACUCAGAGACAUCUGAAUUUAAGCUUCAGUCUCUGGAGGCCUCGGAUUAAAGAUUCUCUGGUGGAGAGACUAGUUGACUGUACAUUGGACUUGGACAUGGAAGCCCAUCCUGCAGAUGUGGAAUCAUCUGGUGGUCCACGUAGUUCUUCAGCCAGUACAUCUGGAUACGCACCUGUGGAAGAUGAUGAUGUUGUGUUUAUUGAAUCAUCACAGCCUUCAGUUUGUGCUCCAGAAAUACCUAAUGAAGGAAACUUUGUAUUUCCAUCCUCAAAACAUGAAGAUCCACGAGGAAAUUAUUCCACAGUUACCCCUUCCUCGAGAGAUUUGACUUCUCAGAAGGGAAAUAUAUGUGAAACAAUUGUAAUUGAUGAUGAAGGGGACACAGACACAAAUGGAGGGGAGGAGAAAAAUCCUACCAAUUUAAUUGAAUGGGGACCUCAUGGAAAUAAAAAUAGUACCAUUGCCAGUCUAUCAAGAAGCAAGAUGAAGACUGUACUAGGACCGUUUAAUCCGGGUAGGAUUGAUGUCACAGAUGCAGUUCAGAAUGGAAAAUUAGCGGUUCAUCACAAUCCUGAUUCUUGUAUCUCCCAGUCAGCAUCAUUUCCUCGUAACCAGAAACAACAAGGGGUGGAUUCUUUAUCGCCAGUGGCCUCACUUCCUAAACAGAAUUUCCAGCCCUCAAACCAACAACAUCUUACUAAACCUGCUAAUAAAAUUACUUGUGCAAACUGCAAAAAUCCUUUACAGAAGGGACAGACAGCUUACCAACGAAAAGGAUCAGCUCACCUCUUUUGUUCAACCACCUGCCUUUCUUCUUUCUCUCAUAAGCGCACUCGAAAGACACGGAAUGUAAUGUGUAAAAAAGAUUCUCCUAUGAGAACCGCAACUAUUGUUCCUCCAGUGGAGUCAAGCAAGUCCUUACAAGAAUUUUAUAGUGCAUCUCUGUCUCCCAGUGAAAACUGCCAGAGUCUUAGGAAAGAAGUUUUUACUAAGUCAAGAUGUAUAAUCUGUAAUAAAUUAGGAGAGGUUCGCCAUGAAAUCAGUAUUAACAGUAUAACACAUAAACUGUGCAGUAACAAUUGCUUUAAUGAAUACAGAUUGACCAAUGGUCUAAUAAUGAACUGCUGUGAACAGUGUAGCAAGUAUAUACCCAAGAGUACUGGACACAGCAUUCUGAUUACAGGUCAGCAAAAGAGAUUCUGCUGCCAGAAUUGUGCUGAUGAAUAUAAAGAGAUAAUGGAAGCAAAAUCAAAAAUACUGCUUUUACAAAACAGAAAAAGGAAUGCUAUCAGAGAAGAAAAUGAAAAAAAAUUACAUGAAUUGUCAAGUACACUUUCAGGAAACACAGGAGAAAUUCCAGAAAAAAAGGAAAAGACUUCAGAGAUAGUAAAAGUUGCAGUAGACUGUAGCCUAGAUACAUCAUCAGAGGAACAAAAUGUGAAUUUACCUUUGUCUGUGGCAGCAGUAACUGAUACAAUUCAAGAGCAACUAGGAGACAAACAUUCAGAGGAAUUUGAUAUGUCAGUUGUACUUUCUUUGGAUCCAGGUUCGUGGCCCCGAAUUUUGAAUAUGAAACAACGUGAAUUUCUUGUCAAAAAAGAUCCACCUCAAAUAAGAAAUUUUAAUUUUCCAAAAGACAGUGCAGGCAAGAAGUUUUCAGAAACGUAUUACACACGAAUUCUUCCAAAUGGUGAGAAGAGCACCAGACCUUGGCUGCUCUACUCAGCCUCUAAAGACUCUGUGUUUUGCCUGUAUUGCAGACUCUUUGGGGAAGGGAAGAAUCAACUGAGAAACGAGAAUGGGUGCAGAGAUUGGCAUCAUUUGUCACAUCUUCUUAGUAAACAUGAAGAAAGUGAAAUGCACAUCAACAAUAGUGUUAAGUAUUCAAAAUUAAAAUCUAACUUGAAAAAUAAAACCAGUGAAGCUACCGAAGGUGGGGAAAAUUGUGUGCAACUAUUGUACACAUAAUGUUCUACCUGCUUUACAUAUGACAGUGUCUGCAUUACCCAGACACUACCAUAAAAAGUUUUGUACCUGGAACCAGUACCAUACACUGUGUAAGAGGAACUUACAGGAGUUCAUUAGCAAUAUGUCUAAUAGCAAAUAAAUAGUAAACUAUGUUCCUGUUCUAAAUCUAAAAGCAAUUGGUGAGUAUAGUCAUUAUAGAUUUUAGCAAAGGCAGUUUGAGCUUUGUCACUGUGAGGGUUCUCACCCUGUAAAGUGUUGUUGGAGGACUUCCACUUAAUGGCCUAAGAGCAGGAAAAGGCAAGGUGCAUAUAUAACAAGCUAAAGAAAAUAUAUUCACACCACAAGAUGGUGGUACAUGCCUUUAAUCUCAGCACACAGACACAGAUAAUGUGAUAUCUGUGAGCUCUAGGCCAACGUGGUCCACAGAGCAAAUUCCAAGACAGCCAAGAUACACAAACCCUGUCUUGAAAAACCAAAAAGAAGGAAAAAAAGAAAAUGCAUUCAAACAGCUUAAGAAGCUAUGGCUGUUUGCUAUUAAGCCAAAUUCUUGAGUUUUAUUUCUUUAAAACAUGUUUUUAUUUGAGCAAAACAGUUUAUUUGUUGUGGUAAA